AUGUACAAAAUUCCCAAACUUCUCAAACCACCACAUAAAUAGUCUUUAGAAUUUCAAAAAAUGUAGGAAGAAUUAAGGAAAAGUAUGUACAUGGUUUGAUAUAAAGGCUAAUAGGCUUAAAAAGAGAAAGCUGUUGUUAAAAUAUAACCUGAAUUUGUUGUAGAAGAGGACUUGGAUGAAAAUGAUUAUGCAAAUUUUAUUCCAUUAAAAUAAGAACCAAAAAAGAUUGAAUAACUAUAAUAGUAUCAACCUAGAGACUAUUUGGAAGAGUUUUUUGAUUAAAAAGGAAUCAUUAAGAGAUAAUAAGAUAGAAAAAAUAAAAUGAUGAAUGCAAUAAAUUAUGAAAUUGAAAGGAAUGAAAAAUGCAUAGAUGAAUUAAUGCAAGAAUUUUAGGAUUAUUAAGAAGAGAUUAAUCAUAUUUAAGUUAAAGUAAAGGAUAUUGAAAAGGAAGGAAAAAAUUUAACAAUUCUUUAGAAAUUGGAAAUCUUAGAAGGUAAUCUGGAUGAAGCAUUAAAUUUGGAAAUAAAAGAGGAAUUUAAAUUAAAUCCUGAUGAUGAAGCUAUUGAUGAUAAAUUACAUUUAAUGUAUGAUAAUACUAAUAAUUUAAUUGAUGAAUAUGAAUAAUUAAAAUAAUAGAUUUUGGAAGAUGAAGAAAGACGUAGAGAAGAUUAAGAAGAGAAAGAAUUAUUAGAAUAAUUAGAUGAUAAAUAAAUUGAAGAUAGAGAAUUAUAACAUGAAUUAUAAAGAAGAAUUUAAUAAGUAAAAAAUGAAGGUGUUAAAUUAUAAAUGCAAUAAAAACUUUAAAAAUUAAAAGAAUCUACACUCCAAAGAACUGAAAUGAAAAAGGCAUCUGUUAAAAAUUAUUGUAGAAAUAGUAAACCAUAAUAAGAAUCUACUUCUAAAAAAAAGUUUUCUGAUAAAAAAUAAUAUAAUAUGUAUUCAUAAUAAUUUGGAUAUGGGAAAGAUAAAAUUACUUUUAAGCCUUUAUGA
Paramecium primaurelia is the source of this 990-nucleotide messenger RNA. The record is from the annotation of a GenBank genome assembly. Lineage: Eukaryota; Ciliophora; Oligohymenophorea; Peniculida; Parameciidae.